UAAAAGGAGCUCAUUAGAUUUCAACAAGCACAGCGUUCUUAGUUUUCACACAGUGCAUUUUUAAGAUCAGUGUAUUGUGGAAACGGCGAUGGCUUUUCAGACGAUUUUCGUAUUUGUGGCUGCAGUUUGUCUCGUUUUAUCAGUUAAUGCAGCAGUCACUAUUGGUACAACUGCCUGUACCCUGCCUGCGGGAUCUGAGUGUACCGAUGGCAGCUAUUGCGAAGCCGCGACACUGAAAUGCAAAUGUCCUGCCUACAAGACGGCGACGACUACCAGCUGUACCGAUAAGGCGUGCACAGCUGGGACGGUUGCGGCCGACUGCACGGCUCUGGACUCCAACACGGAAUGUGCGUCGAGCGUAUGUGCGUGCAAAUCUACCCAUCUGCUGGGCUUAGAAGGAAAAUGCUCUCUACCUCUGGGUAAAGUCUGCACCACGGCUGGAUCAGAGUGUUCCUCUGUGGCAAACAGCCUUUGCGACGCCGCGGCACUAACAUGCAAGUGUCCUGCGUAUAUGACGACAUCGACCACCGCCUGUACCGCAAAAACGUGCACAGUUGCGGCCGACUGCACGGCUCUGGACUCCAACUCGGAAUGUGCUGGAAAUCCGCUCGUAUGUGCGUGCAAAUCUACCCAUCUGCUGGGCUUGGAAGGAAAAUGCUCUCUUAAAUGCGCCGCCGAUACAACCUGUACAGCUGCUGAUGCCAACUCAAUGUGUACUGGAACCACCGAUGGCACAGACAGAUGCAAAUGUAAGACCGGGUAUAGCCUCGGGAGUGACGGAAAAUGUACAACUCUGGGUAAAGUCUGCACCACGGCUGGAUCGGAGUGUGCCUCUUUAACAAACAGCUAUUGCGACGCCGCGGCACUAACAUGCAAGUGUCCUGCGUAUAUGACGUCAGGGACCUCCACCUGUACCGCAAAAACGUGCACAGUUGCGACGGUUGCGGCCGACUGCACGGCUCUGGACUCCAACUCGGAAUGUGCUGGAACGAGCGCGCUCGCAUGUGCGUGCAAAUCUACCCAUCUGCUGGGCAACGAAGGGAAAUGCUCCCUAAAAUGCCAAGCCGACGCAACGUGUACAGCUAACGAUGCCAACUCGAAAUGUUCCGGCACCGCUACAACAGACAAAUGCCAGUGCAACACUGGGUAUAAACUCGGGACUGAUGGAAAAUGUGCUAAAUCCAACGCAGCUGGUGUUUUCGCAUCGAUGGCCCUUCUUCUGAUCUGUUUUCUGACAACAAAGUUCUAAAUGAAACGGACGCCACACACACAAAACUACUGUUACAUUUCAACAGAAUUGCUUCUUAAAAUAAUCUUCAUUAUUACUCCUGAUCUUAAAAUGAAAUAUUGUAACGGGUAGGCUAAAUCGAGCGUAUUAAAAAUGUACGUAUCGUUCUUAAACUAAGUGUAUAACCUGUUAAUUAUAGAAGAUUCACAAAGUAUACAAACAUAUUAAUAUAAAUGUAUUUACUGUCAAUGACUAUCUUGUAUUUACUGUCAAUGACUAUCUUAAUAAUAAAUAACUGAAUUUUUCUGUUUUGGUCCACUAUAUGUUUUAAACAAGUUUAAUGUGUAAAUAUCAGAUGAAUGUCCGUUUAGAUCAGUCAUGCAAAUCUAUGUCGUACAAAUAAUAUAGUGUCUUAAACUUAAAAACAAAUAAUCAAAAUAUCGUAAAGACGUUAAUAUAUAUUGUCCUGUUUGUUUGAAGUGUGUUUUAUUUUGAUUACUGUUUUUUGUUGCAAAGCAUGUUGCCGUAUAAGAUGUGUAAACAAUAGUUCAAUGUUUAACACUGAAAUGUUACAAUCAAAAUAUCAAAGUAUUGCAAUUUUGUCAACAGGUUUCACAUCCUUGCAAAACCACUACUUUUCAUUGCAAACUGUCGAAAAUGGAAAAUGAAUUAAAAUUAUAAUAGUAACUACACGAGUCAACUACCAAACAUUAAAAUCAAAUAAAAUGUUUAUGUGUGAGGAAACUAAACCAUAUCUUGCUUGGGAUAUUCUGUGACUAAUGUACUUGAUAUUAGUUUUAUGGCCUGAAUAGUAUGUUUACAUCUGUAAAACAGGCCUAUAUGAUCUUGCAAGUAUGGUUUGUAUGAUCACAUGAACAUCUUUUUACGUUCAACUGAAAACUGGAUGCUUAAUUUGAUUUUUGUUUGCAUUUUACUAUGUUUAACAUAUUGGUUAGGCAAUGUCUUCUUCUUAUCUUUGCUUUUUUGUUUGCUGUGUAUUUAAUAAACUUGUAUCAAUGAA
Messenger RNA from Dreissena polymorpha, 2249 nucleotides. RefSeq names its product epidermal growth factor-like protein. The coding region runs from base 89 to 1249 and encodes 386 amino acids. The transcript has 11 exons. Lineage: Eukaryota; Metazoa; Mollusca; Bivalvia; Myida; Dreissenidae. The record is from RefSeq and is a predicted model, not a curated record.